GCUGUGGUCGCUUCCAGCCCACCGGCCCUCCUCCCGCCCCGUACAAGAUGGCGGCAGAAGCAGCUGGUGGGAAAUACAGAAGCACUGUCAGCAAAAGCAAAGACCCUUCGGGGCUGCUCAUCUCUGUGAUCAGGACUCUGUCGGCCAGUGAUGAUGUUGAAGACAGAGAAAACGAGAAAGGUCGCCUGGAAGAAGCCUAUGAGAAGUGUGACCGUGACCUGGAUGAGCUGAUUGUGCAGCACUACACAGAGCUGACAACUGCCAUCCGCACCUACCAGAGCAUCACAGAGCGCAUCACCAAUUCCCGAAAUAAGAUAAAGCAGGUGAAGGAGAAUCUGCUCUCAUGCAAGAUGCUGUUACACUGCAAACGGGAUGAGCUUCGGAAACUGUGGAUUGAGGGAAUUGAACACAAGCACGUCCUGAACCUGCUGGAUGAAAUUGAGAAUAUCAAACAAGUGCCUCAAAAGCUGGAGCAGUGCAUGGCCAGCAAGCACUAUCUCAGUGCCACGGACAUGCUGGUAUCGGCGGUUGAGUCUUUGGAGGGGCCCCUGCUCCAGGUAGAAGGACUCAGUGACCUCAGGCUGGAGCUUCACAGCAAGAAGAUGAACCUGCACCUGGUUCUCAUCGAUGAGCUGCACCGGCAUCUGUACAUCAAGUCCACUGGCCGAGUUGUGCAGCGUAACAAGGACAAAGGGAGAAUGAGCUCCCUCGUGAAAGAUGCUUCUCCUGGGCCUCUGAUUGAUGUCACAAACCUCCCAACUUCCAGGAAAUUCCUUGAUACCUCGCAGUAUUCUACUUCUGGAAGCUCUAGUGUGAGGGAGAUAAACCUGCAGGAGAUCAAGGAGGAUUUAGAGUUGGAUCCAGAGGAAAACAGUACCCUCUUCAUGGGCAUCCUUAUCAAGGGGCUGUCCAAACUGAAGAAGAUCCCAGAGACAGUGAAGGCGAUCAAAGAGCGCUUGGAGCAGGAGCUGAAGCAGAUUGUGAAGAGGUCCACAACCCAGGUGGCCGACGGUGGCUACCAGAGAGGAGAGAACCUUACUGGGGAGAACCAGCCAAGGUUACUUCUGGAACUGCUGGAGUUACUGUUUGACAAGUUCAAUGCUGUUGCUGCUGCACACUCUGUGGUCCUGGGAUAUCUGCAGCAGACUGUUGGGCCUUCCCUGACUCAGCAGGAAGAGAUCAAAUUGUAUGACAUGGCAGACGUGUGGGUGAAGAUCCAAGAUGUCCUGCAGAUUCAGGUUCAACCAUUUUGGCAAGACUACUACACAGGAGUUAUUGCGUACUUCCCAUUAUGUCACAUCAGAUCGCCUAUGCCAGUUUGUUCCAUUAUUGGUGAUGCUAAGUUUGAUCACUUGAUUGAGAUGCUAUUGACUGAGUACUUGGACAUGAAAAAUACUCGUACGGCCUCUGAACCAUCAGCUCAACUAAGUUAUGCCAGCUCUGGACGUGAGUUUGCAGCUUUUUUUGCCAAGAAGAAACCUCAAAGGCCAAAGAAUUCUCUUUUCAAGUUUGAAUCGUCCUCCCAUGCCAUCAGUAUGAGCGCCUAUCUGCGAGAACAGAGAAGGGAGCUCUACAGUCGGAGUGGAGAACUUCAAGGGGGACCUGAUGACAACUUAAUUGAGGGAGGAGGAACGAAAUUUGUCUGCAAACCUGGAGCCAGAAACAUUACUGUCAUAUUCCAUCCAUUACUAAGGUAUGAUGAAAAAGGAGCCCUGGUGGUACAGUGGUUAAGUGCUUGGCUGCUAACCAAAAGAUUUAUCCAGGAGAUUGAGUAUGCCCUGGGACUUGGCCCAGCCAAGCAGUGUCCUCUUCGAGAGUUUCUCACUGUGUACAUCAAAAACAUCUUCCUCAACCAAGUCUUGGCUGAGAUCAACAAGGAGAUUGAAGGAGUCACGAAAACAUCUGACCCUUUGAAGAUCCUCGCUAAUGCAGACACCAUGAAGGUGCUGGGGGUGCAGCGGCCCCUCCUCCAGAGCACAAUCAUUGUGGAGAAGACAGUCCAAGACCUCAUGAACUUGAUGCACGACUUGAGUGCAUAUUCAGAUCAAUUCCUCAACAUGGUGUGUGUCAAGCUCCAGGAAUACAAGGAUACCUGCACUGCGGCCUACAGGGGCAUAGUCCAGUCAGAGGAAAAACUUGUCAUCAGUGCAUCUUGGGCAAAAGAUGAUGAUAUCAGCAGACUCUUGAAAUCUCUUCUAAACUGGAUUAAUAUGGCUCAACCCAAACAGCUGAGACCCAAGAGAGAAGAGGAAGAAGAUUUCAUAAGGGCAGCCUUUGGCAAGGAGUCCGAAGUGCUUAUUGGGAACCUGGGCGAUAAGCUGAUCCCUCCACAAGACAUCCUGCGUGACGUCAGUGACCUCAAAGCCUUGGCCAACAUGCAUGAAAGCCUGGAGUGGUUGGCAGGCCGAACAAAGUCCGCUUUCUCCAACCUUUCUGCAUCGCAGAUGCUGUCUCCUGGUCGAGAGAGCCACGUGAACAUGGAUCUCCCGCCUGUGUCGGAGCAGAUCAUGCAGACACUGAGCGAGCUGGCCAAGUCUUUCCAGGACAUGGCCGACCGCUGCCUGCUGGUCUUACAUCUGGAAGUCAGAGUUCACUGUUUCCACUACCUCAUCCCUCUCGCAAAGGAGGGCAACUACGCCAUUGUGGCUAAUGUGGAAAGUAUGGACUAUGACCCUCUGGUGGUCAAGCUCAACAAAGACAUCAGUGCCAUUGAAGAGGCCAUGAGCGCCAGCCUUCAGCAGCACAAGUUUCAAUACAUCUUUGAAGGGCUGGGACACCUGAUCUCCUGCAUCCUCAUUAACAGUGCCCAGUACUUCAGGCGCAUCAGUGAGUCCGGCAUCAAGAAAAUGUGCAGGAACAUCUUUGUUCUUCAGCAGAAUUUGACCAACAUCACCAUGUCACGGGAGGCUGACCUGGACUUCGCAAGGCAGUACUACGAGAUGCUGUACAACACGGCCGACGAGCUCCUGAACCUGGUGGUGGACCAGGGUGUGAAGUACACGGAGCUGGAGUACAUCCACGCCCUGACCCUGCUGCACCGCAGCCAGACGGGCGUCGGGGACCAGGCCACCCAGAACAUGAGGCUGCAGCGACUCAAGGAGAUCAUCUGCGAGCAGGCUGCCAUCAAGCAAGCCACCAAGGACAAGAAAAUAACCACCGUUUAGUGGGGCAGUGCAGCAGAGGGGGGACCAUUUCCAUUUCCUUAGUCAUAUGUGUCUUUGGUGUUGGGUUGGUAUAUUCUGAGCUGACUCCGUUUGUGCUACACUGAUGCUUUAGUGGAGGGAAGGGGUAAGGAUUAUAUUCUCUUAGCUUUGGCUUCUCAUAUAAACCCUACAGGAAGUUUGUAGUAUAGAAUGUUUGGAUUUAACGUCUAGUUUUAAUGCAGUCGAUUCCAAGAGGAUGUGGGUGGGAUGGGGAGGAAAGUGUGUCAAACUGUUGGAUUCUGAAAAGUGAAUGGAUAAAUUACCACUUAAUGUCUUGCUGGUUGCCCAACAUAGAGAGAACUCCAAUUCCAGGCCAUGGAAAACAGACUGCCACCUAAGUUGUCAUCCCUUCUUAACCAUUCAACAGGCUCUUAUUACGUAAGAUUUUGACUAAGGCUUGUCAGUUGACAGUUCAAAGAAUUACACGUACAUGCUUUGCUUUUUGUCCCUGUUGCCAGAAUUGAAUGAAUGGCUUCUGGGCUAGCCACAGCUUUUAACUUUCCUAACCAAGAAAAGAAAAAAAAAAUUUUUUUUUUUUUUAACCAAGAAAACAGGGCUGUGGGGGCAGAAAAAAAGCCCUUUUAUCCCAAUGCCUGGGAGAGUUUUAUAUGCUCUGGCUUGUACACAGGUUAUAGUUGCUUUAUUGCCUUUUCAUUUUAUUUCUGCUAUUAAAACCAAGAGCCAUCAAAUUAGUGAUAAACAUGAAAAAUGAAAAGUGAUUCAAUCUUUUGCUUGAUUUUUUUCCUGCUACUUUGCCAGAGAGGAUGACUGUUAAGGAACUUCUCCCUGGGAACAUCGACACUCACCUGUCCUCCUUAUGAGCCCCUCAGUCUGUCUCACCCUAGAAAGUAGCCCCGAGUUGCUCAGCUGAGCACAGGGAAGAUAGGAGAGCCUGUGACACUUCUCCUCUGUGUGGCUCCAGCUGAGUGCAUUUCUAGAAUGUUCUCCAGUGGUGUUGGUGCUCACUGCUGUAGUGGCACACUAUACCUUGCUGCUGUCCCAUCUCCACAUGCUUUUGCUGCCCCUGGUUGACGUGUCACAGAGGCGCUGUGCACUAAUGGAGACACGCCUUGAAGACACAAGGGAGGGUGAGCUGGGAGGACUUUAACUGCACAUGGUGGCGCCUCACGCCCUGAUGGUCUGGAAUUUUACACCUGUUUGUACAACUUGGGUCUUGGUGGGAAACACAGAAAAUUAAAAAAAGUUUUGGGAAGCUGAA
Molecule: messenger RNA, 4422 nt
Organism: Loxodonta africana (African savanna elephant)
Lineage: Eukaryota; Metazoa; Chordata; Mammalia; Proboscidea; Elephantidae
Gene: EXOC4
Product: exocyst complex component 4
Exons: 20
Coding region: 48-3164 (1038 amino acids)
Biological process (GO): Golgi to plasma membrane transport; chemical synaptic transmission; exocytosis
Cellular component (GO): exocyst; synapse; growth cone membrane
Source: RefSeq, a predicted model, not a curated record